AUGAUUUCUAAACAAGUUAUUUCUCUAAUUUUUUUUCUUCCUCUACUAAUUCCGGUAGUAAACUCACUCAAAAUUCAGGAAGAAAAUGAAGAACGAAGUAUUCUUCUAAAACUCAAGAAAGAAUUUGGGAUUGAUUCAUCAUUCUUAAAAUCAUGGAGUUCGGAUACAUCUCAUCACUGUAAUUGGGAACGUAUUCAGUGUGAUGCUGCUGGUUCUGUUUCUGGAAUUCUAUUUCGAUUCAUGAAUAUCAAUGAAAGAGUUCCAGGUUUUAUUUGUGAUUUGAAAAAUUUAAUAGAAAUUGAUCUCAUUGGGAAUUUUAUUCCCGGGAAAUUUCCGCUUCCUAUCUUGAACUGUUCUGAACUUCAGUUUUUAGAUCUUUCCAUUAAUCAGUUCGUCGGAAAAAUUCCUAAUGAUAUCGAUAGGCUUUUAAAUCUCCGGGUUCUUAAUCUGGGAUAUAAUAAAUUCUCUGGUGAUAUUCCUUCUUCAAUUGGGAAAUUCCAGUUUCUGCAGAAAUUAAGUCUUCUUACUAACAGGUUUAACGGUAGUUUCCCGCCAGAAAUCGGUAACUUAUCAAAUCUCGAAUUUCUUGGAAUGGCUUAUAAUAAGUUUUUGCCGUCGAAAAUUCCUGACGAGUUCAGUAAAAUGACGAAGGUGAGAAACUUUUGGAUGCAAGAAAUAAACCUAUUCGGAAAAAUUCCAUAUUGGAUUGGUAAUUUUUCAAAUAUGGAUCGUCUAAGUCUUUCAACUAAUAAUUUGAGCGGGAAAAUUCCAGAGAAUUUGUUUUUAAUGAAGAAUUUAAAAAUUAUGGAUUUAUAUGAAAACAAAUUGUCAGGUGAAAUUCCAAGAGAAAUGGAAUGUUCGAAUAUGGAAGGAAUUGAUCUUUCUAACAAUGAGUUAACGGGCUCGAUUCCUGAAGGUAUUGGUAAAUUGAGGAAUCUGACAAGGUUAGCUAUGCAUCAGAAUCGAUUAACAGGAGAAAUACCAACAAGUAUCGGUUUACUUCCACUACUUACCAACAUUCAAUUGUUUACAAACAACUUAUCAGGUGAGCUUCCCAAAGAACUCGGUUUACAUUCCAAGCUUGAGGUCCUUGAAGUAUUCGAUAACAAACUUUCAGGAAAUUUACCUGAGAAUCUAUGCUUCGGUGGUGAAUUUCAUGGGAUUUCGGCGUUUUCGAAUAAACUUACUGGGGAGUUGCCGAAAGAACUCGCAAAAUGUCCUAGUUUAUCAAACUUAAUGAUAAAUGAUAAUCUGUUUUCCGGGGUACUUCCAGACCAGUUGAGUUCGAAUCUAAUUAUUCUCAACUUAGCGAAUAACAAAUUUGGAGGGAGUAUUCCAGCAGGUAUUGGUUCACUCAAAAAUCUUGAAAUCUUCUCUUUAAGGUCAAACAGAUUAAAUGGGUCGAUACCCAAAGAUAUUAUUCAUUUGCAAAAACUUCAGAUACUAGACUUAUCGCUAAAUAAUCUUUCGGGUAAUAUUCCUAAAGAAUUAGGAAAUCUGGAUGGACUAAUAAGGAGUUCUCUGCAGUCGGACGGUUAUGUUACUGGGUUUGGAUUGGAGAUGGUGAACAAAGGGGUCUUAACAGAACUUCAGAGAAUAUACAAAUAUAGCGCAUCAAUUGAUCUUUCGUGCAACAUUUUUGAUGGAACAAUUCCAGAAGAGAUAAGCUUAUUAAAAAUACUCUCUUCGCUUAAUUUGUCUCAUAAUUAUUUCUCAGGAAAUAUUCCAGCAACAAUCGGAAGCUUGUCAACAUUAGAGUCUUUGGAUUUAAGUUCUAAUAGAUUAUUUGGACACAUCCCGGAAUCUUUGACAACAAUAGACUCCCUCGGGGUUCUAGAUUUAUCUCACAAUAUGUUGAGCGGCAAGAUUCCAAGAGAGAGUCAUUUUGAUACGCUGAGUUUGGAUGGUUCAGCUUUCACUGGGAAUGAUUUAUUAUGUGGAUUUCCGACAGAGAAAGUUUGUGAAGAAAAAGGCGGAGUUAUUAAUCUUCCAGAUAAAGUUGACAAAAACGAUUUGUUAUUGUUUUGUGCUAGUGUGUCAUUGGGAAUUAUAGUUGGAUUCUGGGGUUUCUUCUUUGUCCUGCUUUUAAACAAACAAAAGUGGUGGUUUCCUUACUGGAGAUUUAUUGAUUCCGUUGCUAUUGAAAUAACAGUUUGUAUUCAAAAAAUUUGA
This is a messenger RNA of Papaver somniferum (opium poppy), 2172 nucleotides long. Its product is annotated as receptor-like protein 52. The transcript has a single exon. Lineage: Eukaryota; Viridiplantae; Streptophyta; Magnoliopsida; Ranunculales; Papaveraceae. Gene Ontology annotation, molecular function: protein binding. Bases 1 to 2172 code for a protein of 723 amino acids. The record is from RefSeq and is a predicted model, not a curated record.